Condylura cristata (star-nosed mole) is the source of this 6833-nucleotide messenger RNA. RefSeq names its product zinc finger with KRAB and SCAN domains 2 (gene ZKSCAN2). Gene Ontology annotation, biological process: regulation of transcription by RNA polymerase II; central nervous system development. Gene Ontology annotation, molecular function: DNA-binding transcription factor activity, RNA polymerase II-specific; RNA polymerase II cis-regulatory region sequence-specific DNA binding. The transcript has 7 exons. Gene Ontology annotation, cellular component: nucleus. Bases 289 to 3189 code for a protein of 966 amino acids. NCBI's taxonomy places the organism in Eukaryota, Metazoa, Chordata, Mammalia, Eulipotyphla, Talpidae. The record is from RefSeq and is a predicted model, not a curated record.
UUCCGACAUUGCACGAAAGAGAUGCACCCUGGAAGGGCAGAUCGCGGGGGCACAUCUUGUUGGGAGAAGAGGCCGCGUGUUUGGACCUUAGCGUGCCGGUUCACCUUGUCGCAGGCCUGGGGUAGAUUUGAUUCAUCGGCCUUAGAGUGCCGCGUUCUCGCUAAAUCUACCGAUUUCUGCCUCUCUGGCUUCUCACACUCCCAAAAACGUUAAGCGGGUAGCUCUUGGGAAAUUUGGUUUAUCUGAGUGGACUUCAGGCUAGACGUGAGGGCGCCCCCCGGAAGGAGCAUGGCCGCGUCCCCUCAGAUCGAUACCCCCCUGGAAGUGGAGGGCUGCCUAAUAAUGAAAGUGGAAAAGGACACAGACUGGACCUCGGAGCCCAUGCUGGAAAGCGUAGACAGCUCUGAGUCGGAGACCUUUCGCAAAGGCUUCAGGCAGUUCUGUUACGAGGAUGUAACUGGACCCCAUGAAGCGUUCAGUAAACUCUGGGAACUUUGCUGCCGGUGGCUGAAGCCAGAAAUGCGUUCCAAGGAACAGAUCCUUGAGCUGCUGGUGAUUGAGCAGUUUCUCACCAUUUUGCCGGAGAAGAUUCAGGCAUGGGCGCAGAAGCAGUGCCCGGAAAGUGGAGAGGAGGCCGUGGCACUGGUCAUACACUGGGAGAAGGAGACAGGACGACUAAGACAGCAGGUUAGCAGUCCUGUGCACUCAGAGAAGCAAGUCUCUCUUGGAGCAUCAUGGGAAAUAGAAGAUUUUCAGCUAGAGCAGAUGGAGACCCAACCCAGAAUGGUGUCUCGCAAUGAAGCUGGAAGCCUACACUCAGGACACCAGGCACUGUUGAGCCAGAAGAGAGAGCAUCAGCCCUUACUCAGGAAUGCUCGGUCUUCUCCCUGGGUUCCUGCUCCUGCUGAUGACUGGAACACUGUAGAUCAGGAAGUAACAACCACACUUCUUCCUCUUGUGUCCCAGGGACCAGUGAAAGAUGUACAUAUGGCAAGAAGUUUCUCCUACAAGAAGAGUGUACGUCAGGUUCCUGCUCACAGAGAACAAUUCUGCAGCGCUAGAAAAGACAAUGUUGGGAAUGUGGUCUCUCUGGGAAGUACAGUGUCAACAUCUAACAAGAGAGCCCAGUUGGAGCAAAGAAAGGAGCCAUGGGCCAUAGGUCUACAUUCCACUAGUAAGAGGAAUAAUCUACGAAGCAACUACAUCAAGGAAAAGUCAGCUCAUGCUGUUCAGAUCCCUGCAAGGAAUGCAGGAAAAACAUGGAGAGAGCAACAGCAAUGGGGUUUAGAAGAUGAAAAGAUAGCAGGCGUGCACUGGAGCUAUGAGGAAACUAAGACUUUUCUUGCAAUUCUUAAAGAGUCUCGCUUUUAUGAAACACUUCAGGCUUGUCCCCGAAAUAGCCAGGUAUAUGGAGCUGUGGCCGAAUGGUUGCGAGAAUGUGGCUUCCUCCGAACACCAGAACAAUGUCGGACCAAGUUCAAAAGUCUCCAAAAGAGCUAUCGAAAAGUGAGAAAUGGUCAUGUGCUAGAACCCUGUGCCUUCUUCGAGGACAUGGAUGCUUUAUUAAACCCCGCAGCCCAUGCUUCGUCCACUGACAAGCCAAAAGAGGCCGUAUCUCUCCCCAGACUAAAGAGAACUGGUAUCACUGCUAAGGAGCAAAUUAGUUUGGUAGAAGAGGAAGAAGCAGCGGAAGAAUCUGAUGGUGAUGAAAUGGGUAUUGAAUUUCUCCGGAAACCUGAGAUGCGUGGUGCCCCUGUCUUGUUUCAGAACCUGAGCGGUGUGCACUGGGGCUAUGAGGAAACCAAGACUUUUCUUGAUAUCCUGCGCGAGUCUCGGUUUUAUGAAGCACUUCAAGCCUGUCAUCGAAAAAGUAAGUUGUAUGGGGCUGUGGCUGAACAACUGCGAGAGUGUGGCUUCCUCCGGACACCAGAACAGUGUCGAACAAAGUUCAAAAGCCUUCAGAAAAGUUACCGCAAAGUGAAGAAUGGUCACGUAUUAGAGUCCUGUGCAUUCUAUAAGGAGAUGGAUGCCCUGAUUAACUCUCGUGCACCUGUCCCUUCUGCCAACACAGCAGAGGAAGUCCCAUCACCCACAACUCAAGAAAGAGAAGAUAUUGAGAUUGAAUCCCAGGAACCUACAGACUGGGACCCUGAGGACACCUCACAGGAGGCAAUAGUGGAAGAUUCUGGCAGCGAGAGAAUGAGUGAGGAUGAAAUUUUGCAAGAGUCAGAAUUCCAGGGACCUACAGAUCUACUACAAAAUCCAAGUGAUUUUGACAUUGGAUGUAGUGUCAAGGAGGAUGCAACGCAGGUAAUAUAUAAGGACAUGGAGCAACAUAGAGCAUUAAUAGAAAAGUCUACAGUGGUGGUUUCCCAAAACACUGAUCUGGGUAAAUGCCAUAAAAGAGAGUGCAUCUCAGGAAGACAAUGGGAAAAUCUUCAAGGAAUCAGACAGGGAAAAUUAAUAUCUCAACCUAAAGACUUAGGGAAAAUUAUAGUACAUCAAAGGCCCUUCAUGGGGAAAAGACCCUACAGACUUCUGAAAUAUGGAGAAAACUUUGGAAGGAGUACUCGCCUUAUGUGCCGAAUGACCCACCAGAAGGAAAAUCCUUAUAAGUGUAGUGUCUGUGGGAAGUGCUUUGGUCGAAGCAGGAGCCUGAUCAGACACCAAAGAAUCCACACAGGAGAAAAACCUUUUAAAUGUCUUGACUGUGGAAAGAGCUUCAAUGACUCCUCAAACUUUGGUGCCCACCAGAGAAUCCACACAGGAGAGAAGCCCUAUAGAUGUGGAGAGUGUGGGAAAUGCUUUAGCCAGAGCUCAAGUCUUAUUAUACAUCAGAGAACCCACACUGGAGAAAAGCCCUAUCAGUGUGGAGAAUGUGGGAAAAGCUUUACCAACAGUUCUCAUUUCAGUGCCCAUAGGAGAGUCCACACUGGUGAGAAUCCCUACAAAUGUGUAGACUGUGAAAAAAGCUUCAAUAACUGUACAAGAUUUCGAGAACAUCGAAGAAUGCACACUGGAGAGAAGCCUUAUGGGUGUGCCCAGUGUGGCAAACGUUUCAGCAAGGGUGCUGUUCUUGCCAAGCAUCGGGAGGUUCAUAUGAGAGAAAGGCUCUUGCCUCAUCCUUCUGUGUAUUCCCCAGAGCCCCCAUUUAAGGGGAAGACUGAUGAAUUCAGGAAAACUUUUUAGUAGUGAUCUCUUUUCUUCCUAAAUGUCCCUCUAGCCAUUUCACCCAAAUCUCACUUGUGGAAGCAAUCCUUUCUUAGCUAUAAAAGUGUCAUCCCCAAGACUAGCUCAAGAAUACAUAAACCGAAGACUUGGAUCCAGUUCUUACCUCUGCCUCUGUUUGGAUCAGCCUGUUCCUCUCCUCCUGUGUAUCCCAGUUUUCAUUUAGAAGAGCGAAGAAGCUUUGAGUUUAGAAUGAAAUUCUCUUCAGUACGUUGAGCCCACUCUAUUUGAUUUCUGAGUCCAGCAACGUUCAAGAUCCUUCAUCGUAGGUGAGAGUUGUUUUCAAGGAGAUGAAAAAUGCUGAACGUUUUUUUGUUUUGUUACCUACCGUAUGAGAUCCUGGAUGCAGAUUAAUCACAGAAUUCCAUGUUGGGUAGAACUUUUAGUUGUCUGAUUAGAACAACAUCAAAUCCAUGUUGGUUUUAAAGAUACAAAAGGAGUUGGAAGAUGUUAAUAGCUUCCUUCCAAAGCCUAUUGCAGCGUUCCUUUUUUGUGUCAAGAAAUUGAUCCAAAUAGUGAGAGUCAGAUCCUUGUACUGUCCUUGAAAUCUCGUAACUAAUGCCUCCUCCACAGAGAGGGGAAGCGACUGAUCACUUGUCAUUCUUUGUAUCAGCCUCUUCUGUACCUGAACACUGAAACCCUCGUGGCUGCUGCUUCUCCAGUCCAUAUGUAAUCCAUUUCCUUUUACUGUUUCUCAUAAGUCCUACACUUACCUCUUAGCUGUUCUAGGUGCUGUCUGUCUGAUUCUUCUGAACUACCAUGCCCUUCUCAGAUUGACUAGGAUGCAUGCUCUUGGUGUGGCUCAUUCAAAUAAGUAGAACUCCAGACACAUUCUACCCUUAACUUCUCUGGUUCUUAGGUAGAGCAUGACUGGUAUGUUGAUGUGUUUUAUGCCCCCCAGCCCCAUACUUCAACAUAUUAUAUAAUAGUUUUCUAACGUUAGAGAUGCAAGGUGUGGGGGUCCAGGAAGAAGUGAGGUGGAUACCUGAAACAGUUAAUGUUCCUAAGACUCCAUGGGCCUCCUUUAGUUCAGAUAGCCACCUCAGUCCAGGCCAGCACCUCCAGGAAGGUGUCUUCAAUACCCCAUUCUCCUUUCUGAGUCUUCUAGUCCCUGUCAUAGGAUCAUAAACCUGACUACUUUAUGCAGCCGUAUAGCUCAUUGAGUAAAAGUAGAGUUACAGAAAUUUCCUGUCUAGAAUGCCAUUUUUGUUUUUCUAAUUCCUGUUUGACUGAAAAACCUUUGAUAAUCCCACAAUACUAACCAGAUAAAUGUUAAAGGAAGGGUUCAGGUGGGGGAUAGUCUAUGGAAGUUACAAGUGAAACCCACAAACUUAGUCAUUCAUAGUUGCUUUAGGAUGAGACCAGUGGUAUUUAUGUCCUUAGCAUGGAGGUAUCCUGAAGUGGCUUUGCUUUGGGGAGGGAGGACCCCAGAAUUGAAACUGUGGUUUAUUCUUCUGAGCUUCUCUUUCCUUUGCUGCUCUCAUCUGAAGACAUCUGGAGGUUUUUGUUGUUUUUGUUUUUGUUUUCCUUGCAUAUGUUUGAAUCUUUUGAAACUGGUUCAGCAGAGUAUCAAGAUGGGUAGUAGAAAGAAAUCAACUGCAGUGUGAGAAUAGGGUGUGGUCUGUGUGAAGGCAGGUGACUCAGGUAAACAUGGAUAAGUGUUUCUGAUUUACAUUUGUUGCAAAUGUUGAUUGUCCACAUCCCAGUAGGUGGAUUUCCUCGAUGCUGUCUGGAUUAUGGACUUCUAAUGGUAAGUGCAGUUUUAUGUUGGUAGUGUGCCUACCUCAGCGAGACGUGUAUAGUGCCAGUGGGUGUGUGCUCAUGUUCUGUAGAUGUCUGGAAUUCCAACUCUAGGGGAGAUGCACAUUAAUAGAGAUCACUGCUUAGUAAUAUGUACACGGGAUUGAUAAUUAUAUUGAAGCAUGAUUCAGAAAAUAGAUUAACUUACUUAUAAAUAUUUAUUAAGCACUGUGUGUGUUAGGCCAUGUUCUAGGCACAGUGAGGGAGAUGAACAUGGAAAGGGGGGCAUGGUGCCUGUGCUCACAGAACUUCAAGUGCAGUAGACAGUAGAGGAGGUAUUAGAGCAGAAGAUCCUGUCCACUAUGUCCAUGCCAAGCACAAGGAAAUGACUCUAUCAUGAGAAAACCACCUCACUUGCAGAAGAGCUUUUCUACAUUGCCAAGAACACUGUUCUGAGGCUCUGACUUCCCCAGUGGCAGCAAAGGUCAGACCAUUCCAUCUCCAGGGGAGCAAGCUGGUUUCUGUCAAGUCUUGUGUCUGCAAUCGAGCUGAGGUGGAAUUGGGUUUCUCUAACUAUUGCAAAUUGUAAAUGAGCUGUCAGGAUAUGUAUCAAAUUGACUUAAUGAACUUUGCCUCUAUUGUGAAGAAAUAGAAGGUCCUACCCACCAUUUUAGACCAUUGCUGCUUGGACUUUAUCUUUUCUCAGCUGGAGCAGAAAGUCAAAAUGAAUAAUGUGCUUUUAUAUUACAUAGAACUGCCUUUAUGAAAAUUCAUAGGAAAGGAUUUUUUUUUUUUUUGGUCUACAUCUCAAUAACAGGGAAAGCUCUGAUCCUACACAAAAUAAAGGAUCUUACACCGAUUUUCCUAACUUACUGUUCCUCUCUCCUUGUUCUGGCUGCUGGAAAGUGCAACAAAACUUACAGCUCACCUCAACCAACUAUGGUAAAUCUAUAUUUAUUUAAUCCUGUUUAAUUUCUGUGAAAAUUUUCCUAAAUCUUAUUUUUUUAAAGUGGUAUAAGCAAAUGGACAUUUUAUUUUCUGACAUCUUAACCAUGGCACUGUGGAAACUGACUUGUAUUUCCUACCUAGGCUUGCUUUGUUUCUUCCACAGAUACCUCCAAUUCUUACCAGUGAUUAUAUUACACAUAUAACAUAAUUUAUUCAUGGAAUGAAAACUUAGUUUUUUAAAGAGAAAAAGUUUACACAUACACUUAAACAGCUCAGGGCAGCCUACCAUGGUGGAAUAAGCAUUUAGACCAGAUGCCAGAGGGGGCAAGUUCUUGUCACUGUCACUUCCUGGAUAAUGUCUGACAAACCAUUGCCUCUUUUUGGAACUUAGUUCUUUAUUGGAAGAGAAGUCGAACAUGACCACAAGACUUCUCCACUCUAAUGUCGUGUGAGGCAAUGGAGUGAGUGGUAAUGGAGGAAGACAUGAUAUGUCAAGCUACCCAGCCUGGCUCAACACUGCGUGCAGCCUGCAGGCCAGACUGAAUCCAAAUCAUACUCUUAAGAAGAGGGAUGCUGCAGACAGACCCGACGCUUGCUCAGCAAGGACAAAGGACAAAUGACUGCUGGGCAGAGCAGGCAACCCCCAAGGACGGCAGCUGGGGCUGGAGUAGCACUCAGCACGUGACUGUAGCAAAGGAGGUGUAUUUUGUGAGGUCUGGUGCCUAAUGACAGAUAAGACUGAACUAGGAGGCAGCUGGGAAAGCCCAAAUGCAAAGAGUGCGUCUGCAUCCUGGCAGCGGCCAACCCUGCCUCCAUGGGAGUGCAUUGCAAGAAUAAAUGUGUGUCCACUCACCGUUGUGUGCUAAUGUUCACUUAGAUUUCGUCUUGAAAACGUGUGUGUGCGUGUGUAUGAAAUA